Drosophila persimilis is the source of this 1707-nucleotide messenger RNA. Its product is annotated as mitochondrial folate transporter/carrier. The record is from RefSeq and is a predicted model, not a curated record. The coding region runs from base 599 to 1573 and encodes 324 amino acids. Gene Ontology annotation, biological process: nucleotide transport; folate import into mitochondrion. The transcript is spliced from 5 exons. Gene Ontology annotation, cellular component: mitochondrion. Lineage: Eukaryota; Metazoa; Arthropoda; Insecta; Diptera; Drosophilidae. Gene Ontology annotation, molecular function: FAD transmembrane transporter activity; folic acid transmembrane transporter activity.
AAAUUUUUAAUAGUUAUUUAACGCUCCCGCACGCGCCUAACAGUUAGCAGUGAGAUAAUACAUUACCUGGGAUUGGCAGAGUACGAAAUAACAGCACAAACUGUGGAACAGAUAUGCAUUUGGCAUUACAUAAGAAGCGAAUGGCUAAGCGAAAAUAAUUGGGAAUCGGACAAAGAUUGACUGCAAUUGAAGAUAUUUCAUCAGCCAUUUUGGAGCGCAGCCACAGCAAGAGUUUCGGACUGAAGAAAAGUCUUGUACACUGGGAAACAAAUUAAGGGAAAAUAUGUGCUGGGCAACAAUAAAGCUAAGGCAGGAGUGUUUCAACUGUAGCAUCAGCAGCAGUGAGGCCGCCAACAACAGCAACAACAGCAACAGCAGCAGCAACCAGAACCGCCGAGAGUGUGCGCCUAGCAACAAGAUCGAAUUGGCGAGCGAAUUUCUUUGAUUUGCGCCCAUGUGUCCGCAGCAUUUCUCAAGCCAAAGAGUGUAAAUAGUAGUACAUAGUUAUAGCACAAUUCACGCGCACAGUGAACUCUGCGAAAAGGAAAACUUAAGAUUAUAGCAGUAAUACAAAGAUACAAGAGAGAUCGAUCCCAAAAUGAAUCCCAGCGGACCAGCUGCCACAGGCAGUCCUAAGAAAUUCAAUGUUUUGGCCCACUUCAAGUACGAGCAUCUGGUGGCCGGAGUGUCCGGAGGUGUAGCGUCUACAAUUAUACUCCAUCCACUGGACCUCAUCAAGAUUCGAUUUGCUGUUAACGAUGGACGGACAGCGACGGUGCCCCAGUAUCGUGGAUUGGGCAGCGCCUUUACCACCAUAUUCCGCCAAGAGGGCUUUCGAGGGCUCUACAAGGGUGUCACCCCCAAUGUAUGGGGAUCGGGCUCCUCCUGGGGACUGUACUUCAUGUUCUACAACACCAUCAAAACAUUCAUCCAGGGCGGUAAUACAACAAUGCCACUGGGUCCCGCCAUGCACAUGCUGGCUGCCGCCGAGUCUGGAGCCCUCACCCUGCUCCUAACCAAUCCCAUUUGGGUGGUAAAGACGCGCCUGUGUCUGCAGUGUGACUCCUCGGCCAGUGCCGAGUACCGGGGAAUGGUACAUGCUCUGAGCCAGAUCUACAAGGAGGAGGGUGUCCGGGGAUUGUACAGAGGGUUCGUUCCCGGCAUGCUGGGCGUCUCACACGGAGCCAUUCAGUUCAUGACCUACGAGGAGAUGAAGAAUGCCUACAACGAAUACCGCAAGCUGCCCAUCGAUACGAAACUGGCCACCACCGAGUACUUGGCCUUUGCGGCCGUCUCCAAGCUGAUUGCGGCUGCAGCCACAUACCCGUACCAGGUGGUGCGUGCCCGCCUGCAGGAUCACCACCACCGCUACAGCGGCACCUGGGACUGCAUUAAACAGACUUGGAGAUUCGAAGGCCUCAACGGCUUCUACAAGGGCCUGCAGCCUAACCUGACGCGUGUGAUACCCGCGUGCAUGAUCACGUUCCUCGUGUACGAAAACGUAUCGCAUUACAUGCUGGCCAAACGAAAAAGUGCCGAGGGUCAGACACAAGCUAUAAAGAAGGACAAUUAAAUCGACUAAAACCAAACUCGCAAAAACUUACGAUUCAGGAUUCCUCUAGUUUAUAAUUAAGAAGUGUACCUCUAUAUCGCAUUACAUUAUACCAGUAGUCGCAGGGCAGCUGCACAAGUGUUGAGCACUGGAAA